Messenger RNA from Plasmodium yoelii, 741 nucleotides. Its product is annotated as N-acetylglucosaminyl-phosphatidylinositol de-N-acetylase, putative. NCBI's taxonomy places the organism in Eukaryota, Apicomplexa, Aconoidasida, Haemosporida, Plasmodiidae. Gene Ontology annotation, biological process: GPI anchor biosynthetic process. Gene Ontology annotation, molecular function: N-acetylglucosaminylphosphatidylinositol deacetylase activity. The transcript has 6 exons. Gene Ontology annotation, cellular component: endoplasmic reticulum. The record is from RefSeq and is a predicted model, not a curated record. Bases 1 to 741 code for a protein of 246 amino acids.
AUGAAUCAUAUAACGGUUAAAAGUAUAACCUUAUUGGUGGUAGGAAUAGGUUAUGGAUUGAUACAUUAUUACUUAAAUUUUAAGAAAAAAAAAUUAAUAAAUUUAUUAACAGAAGGAAAUAUUUGUAUAGUUGUUGCUCAUCCAGAUGAUGAAAUUAUGUUUUUCUUACCAACCUUAAAAUUGUUAUUUAAUAAUAAAAAUAAAACUGAAAUUUUUAUUUUAUCUCUUUCUAAUGGUAAUUAUUAUGGUAUCGGAAAAGUACGAGAAAAAGAAUUUACGAAAGUUUGGUCAUAUUUAGGAGGGCAUCCAAAUAAUUAUAAAAUAAUUGAUGAUCCAAAUAUGCAAGAUGGUUGGAACCCAUGGAAUGAACAAUAUGUUUCUAAAGUUUUAUCAAAAUUUUGUUCUAAACGUAAUAUAAAAAAGAUUUUAACAUUUGAUGAAUAUGGUGUUUCAGGCCAUCCAAAUCAUAUAAGUGUUUAUAAAGGCGCACAGAUAUUGGCCAAAUCAAAGAACAUACAAUUGUUUUCCCUACAUUCAACGAAUUUAAUACAAAAAUAUUUGGGAGUCUUAUCUUUUCCUUUUAUUUUUCACAAGAGUCUUUUAUCGGUAUCAUUCAACCCUUUUUCGUUAUUGAGAUUAAUGUUCUUAUACAGAUCACAGUUCGUUUUCCAUAGAGUCUUAUUCUGCCUUUUUUCCCAAUAUGCCUAUUAUAAUACUUAUGUCUUGCAUGAAGAUACUUAA